Molecule: messenger RNA, 750 nt
Organism: Rhipicephalus sanguineus (brown dog tick)
Lineage: Eukaryota; Metazoa; Arthropoda; Arachnida; Ixodida; Ixodidae
Product: protein tumorous imaginal discs, mitochondrial-like
Exons: 7
Coding region: 1-750 (249 amino acids)
Biological process (GO): protein folding; negative regulation of apoptotic process; mitochondrion organization
Cellular component (GO): mitochondrion
Molecular function (GO): heat shock protein binding
Source: RefSeq, a predicted model, not a curated record
AUGGCUGUAAAGGAGCACGCACAGCAGGUGAUCCUCAACUUGACGUUCCAACAAGCCGCUCGAGGGGUUAAUAAGGAUGUGACAGUCAAUGUGGUUGACACGUGUCGUCGUUGCCAAGGCACCCGCAGUGAACCUGGUACUAAGCUGGUCCGGUGCCCAUUCUGCAAUGGCAGUGGCAUGGAAACGAUCAGCACAGGGCCAUUCGUGAUGAGGAGCACGUGUCGGCACUGCCAUGGCACUCGCAUGCACGUCCAAGCGCCCUGCAUAGAAUGCCAUGCCAAGGGCACCACUGUACAGCGCAAAACAGUCACUGUCCCCGUACCUGCAGGUGUGGAAGAUGGGCAGACGGUACGCAUGCAAGUGGGCAAGAAAGAGCUCUUUGUAACCUUCAAGGUUGCACGGAGCGACUACUUCCGCCGCGACGGGGCAGACAUUCACACAGAUGCUGCCAUCACGCUCUCUCAAGCAGUACUUGGUGGCACUGUGCGUGUUCAAGGUCUCUAUGAUGACAUCAUGCUGAAGAUCCCCAUGGGAACCUCAUCACACACCAAAAUUCGGUUGGCGAACAAGGGAGUGAAACGGUUGAACAGCACCGGAUACGGAGAUCACUACGUCCAUCUAAAAAUCCGGAUACCACAGCGCCUAAAUGACAAGCAGAAAGCGCUGAUUCAGGCGUACGCUGAGCUGGAACGAGACACGCCUGGCACAAUCGAUGGCCUAGUCAACACAAGGCAAGUAGGACGGGCAUGA